AACAGUUCGGCUCUGUGUUUGAGCAGGGUUGAGUAACGCUGGUCCAAGUCUUCGUCUUGGUUGGAUGCAUGGUGGCGGCAUGCUCAGUGUCGAGCUGCGCUCCUGCACUGCUGCGCUUUAACGUCCUCAUCAGUAUAAGAGUCCUGGUUCCAGGAUGAGGGUCAGACUGCGUUUGCUCUCAGCCUCUAAUAAAGUAGUCUUUGCUGGUUUAACACCAUGAUCAGUGGCUCUGGUCUUCAGACGUUUCAGGGCUCUUACUGAGGGGAUCAUGUCAGCAGCUGAUGAAUCAACACGCUGGAUUCUCGUCAGAGGAAGAGAGGAGUGGGAUAAAGUGUUCAGACUUCUGUGCAGGUAGAGUUGUGGGCCGAUGGUAGUCAGGGGCUUAUCUGGUGAGGCUUGGCCUCUUAGAAAACCGGGUCCAGUAUUCCCCUGGGUCCAGACGUCCUGCAGUGUUCUGGGUGGGCGAUGGGAGAAUGUUUAAUGUCCCACUAUUUCUGGGGCUGACUGCAGAUCUGGACAGCCAGCUGGAGGGUUUACACCACGCAGACGUUUGUGUUGGCAUUGUCUCUCACAACAGCGUGAACUUUCGAUCUGUCUGUUUUUGACCCACAUCAGCCACCGUCAUCACCACAUUAUUUUCUGGUUGGCUGAUGACCGUUAACAGGACGGUGCUCUGGUGCAUCAUUACUUCAGAUCGCUUCUUUAAGAUAAAGACCCCUGUACACGGGGACGUGGUCUUAAUCAGUCAGGGUCCAGAUCUUUAAAUCUGAGCACAGAUGAUCUGGCUAACUGAGUUCUUGCACAUUUAUUUCUGCAGUGUUACAUGAGAGACAUCCCACGUCCAGUGUUUGUGGAGCUGGACCAUCAGCUGAAGAAAGAAUAACCUCUGUUCUCUUCCAGAUGUGCCCCUCUGCCCACCUCAGCACCUCUCAGCUCACCCUCCUCUCCCUCGCUCUCCUCCUCCCCCUCCCCCACACCGUCACGUCGUACCCCCACUCUCUCUCCGCCCUCCUGCCGAGAGACGGCGGACCAGAAUCCGCCCUCCUGCGGCUCCAGGCUGCUCUGGACGGCCUGAACGACGCCUGGUUCCCCCCGCCCACGGACCCCCGACGUGGCCUGCUGGAGCCCGGCGAGGAGGAGGAGGAGGAGGAGGAGGAGUUUCUGCUGAGGAGUCAGAGAGGAGAGCUGAAGGCCCAGCCGCUGUCGCCCUUCCCCGCCAGUCACUCUCUGGAGAGUAUGAGCUAUCAGGGCGGAGGAGAGGACGGAGGGAGGAGGAACAACGCUCUGACCUUCAUCGCCGGAGGACUGCAGGCCGUCAGCAGGGAGAAAGGAGGAUUCGGGUUCCGCUUUGGGAGGAAAUGAUGGACGGACAGGGGGAGGG
Cheilinus undulatus (humphead wrasse) is the source of this 1381-nucleotide messenger RNA. RefSeq names its product pyroglutamylated RFamide peptide. Lineage: Eukaryota; Metazoa; Chordata; Actinopteri; Labriformes; Labridae. The coding region runs from base 901 to 1362 and encodes 153 amino acids. The record is from RefSeq and is a predicted model, not a curated record. The transcript has a single exon.